Molecule: messenger RNA, 1327 nt
Organism: Miniopterus natalensis
Lineage: Eukaryota; Metazoa; Chordata; Mammalia; Chiroptera; Miniopteridae
Source: RefSeq, a predicted model, not a curated record
AUGAGACUUAGCAGUAGCGACCUCUUGGGGGCCAGAACAGCUGCUAACGUUGCAUGCCUCUCUCCUUGGCACCAGAGAGGUGGGGAAGAGCGACUGCUUGAGAAGGAAGAGGAGGAAGAGGAGGAAGAUGAAGGUGAUGAAGACAAUGUGUCUGAAGGCUCCGAGGUACCAGAGGGUGACCGUCCUGCAGGUGCCCAGCACCAUCAGCUUAAUGGCGAGAGGGGCCCUCAGAGUGCCAAGGAGAGGGUCAAGGAGUGGACACCCUGUGGACCCCACCAGGGCCAGGAUGAAGGGCGAGGGCCAGCGCCAGGCAGUGGCACCCGCCAGGUGUUCUCCAUGGCAGCCUUGAAUAAGGAAGGGGGAUCAGCCUCUGCUGCCACUGGGCCAGACUCCCCGUCCCCCGUGCCUUUGCCCCCAGGAAAACCAGCCCUGCCUGGGGCCGAUGGAACCCCCUUUGGUUGUCCUUCUGGGCGCAAAGAGAAGCCAGCUGACCCUGUGGAAUGGACAGUGAUGGACGUGGUAGAAUAUUUCACAGAGGCUGGCUUCCCCGAGCAGGCAACAGCUUUCCAAGAACAGGAAAUAGAUGGCAAGUCUCUCCUGCUCAUGCAGCGGACAGAUGUGCUAACUGGCCUGUCCAUCCGUCUUGGCCCAGCCCUGAAAAUCUAUGAGCACCACAUCAAGGUGCUCCAGCAAGGCCACUUUGAGGAUGAUGACCCUGAUGGCUUUCUAGGCUGAGCACCCAGCCUCACUCCUGCCCCAACCCAUUCCAUCCCCAUCUCACCCAAGUCCCCUGGAGUCCAGGAGCUGGACCAGGGACACUCUCAGCCCUCAUAACAGAUUCCAAUGAGGGACACCCUUCCCUACUCAUCUCUUCCCUAUGUCUCCCCAAUACACACAUCUGGCCUCCAGCACAUCCCAAACUUCCUGAUGGAGGAGUGUGGUGUGGAUAGGGCCUGCUCAUUUCACCCCAGGAGGCCAAACCGCCCCCCUUCGUCCCCAACCUAGGACAUUUUGGGGGGGAAAAGAAAGAAAUGGGGUCUUCCCAUCUCCCCUAGAUCUUUAGUUCAGCCAGAUGUUUCCUAUAUAAAUGAUUUGUUCUGCCUGUUUAUUUUGGUGGGUGGCCUUUCUUCCCUCCCCCACCAACCAGGCCCCUCCUUGGUCUGCCCCCAGCCUCCAUCCCCUGAAAACAGAUGGGGUGAGAUCAGUGGGCCUUCCCUACGCUUCCCCUUUCCAUUGGUUGUCGCUCCAGCUAGCUGUAUUGCUUUUUAAUAUUGCACCGAAGGUUUUUUAAAUAAAGUUUUAAAAAAAAAAAAGAAAAGAAAAAAAA